AUCUCCCGUAAAACGUCUCAUGUUGUUCUUCUCAUUCUUUUGGCUGGUGAUGUAGCGACAAACCCGGGGCCUUCAUCAUUCCAUCCCCCAACGAAAAAUCUUGGACAAGGUUUAAAUGCUCUCUAUCUCAAUUCAAGAAGUUUAAAGGCCUUCGUCCCGUCAGAUCAAGAUUUGUCCAAA
Molecule: messenger RNA, 180 nt
Organism: Paramuricea clavata
Lineage: Eukaryota; Metazoa; Cnidaria; Anthozoa; Malacalcyonacea; Plexauridae
Source: the annotation of a GenBank genome assembly